Messenger RNA from Leptinotarsa decemlineata (Colorado potato beetle), 1827 nucleotides. Its product is annotated as retinaldehyde-binding protein 1. Gene Ontology annotation, cellular component: membrane. Lineage: Eukaryota; Metazoa; Arthropoda; Insecta; Coleoptera; Chrysomelidae. Gene Ontology annotation, molecular function: phosphatidylinositol bisphosphate binding. The record is from RefSeq and is a predicted model, not a curated record.
UAACAUUUUUUCUUCUUAUCAUCUAAACUUUGCGACCUAAUAUGUCUCAAAGACGCUCGAGUCAAUCCCCAUUUCGCAUUUUUCUCCCCUGAUAUGAGUGGCGUCGUUUAUGAAUAAAGUGAAUUUUUCAUCGGUAGGUAGAGAAAAUAGACCAUUCAAAUACAACAUAAGAGAAAUUGGGACAAAAACGUAAUCUUGAAUGCCGAUAUUUAUAAUUAGCAAACUUACAAAUCAGCAGAAGCAAAACUCACACCUAGAAGGUACCUACCUACUUUAUUGCGCUUGAAUAGAGAAUAACAGGGGGUUAACAUCAAUGAAGUUUGGCUACCUGUACUAAAUUACAAUCGUAAAAUGAGGUCUUUUAAUUCGACCAAUAGAUACAAUGCCAUGCUCACCACCAGUGGAAGGAAACUAGAGACUCAAAUGUUGAAUAUACCUAGUAUGUUCUGUGAUAAUGUCUAGAGUAUUGACUCAUCGCCAUAGAUGAUGUAUACCGCAGUAGUAGAAGAAACAUCAGGCAUAAAAACCUGUAGAACACGGCUAACAAAACCGAAAAUUAGCUUCAAAUAUCUUGUGGAGAUUAAAGUAUGGUUUGUGAUUUGCUAGCGAUUUGUAGAUUUGAUGGAUUUUCAUCAAUAAUAUUAUUUAUCCGUUACUCAAUUCUUGUAUAGGAAUCUGACAUUUUUUAUAUUAUCUAACAACAAAUGGACUCAAUAUUAAACGGGUUCAAGGACUAUUUGUAGUAAAUAAGAAGUGACCGACUCGCUACUGGACAAUUCAGGAUAAGAAAACAAGAAAAUCGCGACGGAUACAUUAGAAAAAUUACAUGGAACUAAUCAAUUAAUGACGUGCAAAGUCACUAAAACAUCCAUGUGUGUUUAAUGUGACUCGAUGAUACCGGAAUAAUCAGUAGUUUCACAGCUAAUAGUCGAACAGUUCAAUAUUCUACAACGAAACAGAACUUGCGAGUUGUGGUUCAAAAAAUAAUGCCAGGUGACCAAGUGGAAAAAACCUACGCGGAAAGACAAAAAUAUCUAAUUGAAUUAAGGCGGUUGAUGAAGGAAGACGAUCUCUUGCGAAACCUUCAAAGCGACGAUGGAUAUUUGCAGAGGUUUCUGUACUGUACCGAUUUCGAUGUAGAAGAAGCAUUGAAAAGGCUGAAAACGUUCUACGAAUUGCUAGAAGAAUGCCCCGGUUGGUUCACGCGAGGAAGUCCGGAAGACAAGAGAUCCAUCAUAGAAAAAGACAUUAGAAUUGUCCCCAAUGAAUAUGAUAAGGAAGGGAGGAUAAUUUACAUAGCCAAAAUAGGAAAUAUGGAGUAUGGCACGAUGGACCUAGUGGAGGACGUGGUAUCCGUGGACGACUUCUUCGCAGAGGCUCUCUCUGAGGACUUAUCGCUCUUCAAAAACGGAGUCUGUAUCUUGAUCGACGUAGCGAAUUUCUCUUGGAAACUCAUGAAAUGGCUGAAUCCGUUCUCGAUCAAGAUGAUCUUGAAAAGAGCGACGACUAUGCCAAUAAAGGACUACCGGUUUCACGUUAUCAACAAUAAUUUCUUGGUCAAAGCCGCCAUUAACUUCAUUUGGCCCUUCCUUCCAAAAUACAUCAAAGACAGGGUGUACUUCCAUUUCAACGACUAUGACUCGCUCUAUCAACACGUGGACAAAGAGUCGCUGCCAGUGGAAUAUGGUGGAAAAAAAGAUACAGAUUAUAGCAAAUAUCACUGCAUAUUAUACGAAAGGAGCUCCCAGAUCGUUGAAAGUUUCGAAGUAAAUCGAACUAGAUUUUUGGAAAAUUUGGCAAAAAAUAAAGUUGAAAAAACGACAUAAA